CUCGUCUUUGCAAAAACUGUCCGCGACCGCAGGUUAAUGGGCAGUUUUCAUCCUGUCUGCCACUAGCACAUGUUGAGGAGAGGAAGGGGACUUUAUACAAGUGCACCUACUGAAGAUUACGACGACGACACAUAUCCUCUUCUGCCUACUUCAUCGUUCCAAUCGCGUUUUAGCUCUUCGUCCGCACCAUCCUUCCCGCGACGCCAUCGCGCAGACCGUUUUGAUCCUCCACCCAUAGAAGAUCCUGAACCAAUACCUCCACCUCCUCCUGAAGUCACCGUAUUCGACAUGUACUACUCAAAACAGGCUUACAUCACCUACGGUGCGAGCUUGGUGGCCCUAGUGGUCUUCCUAAAUUUAAUUUUUACUGGCAACGGCGAGCAGUUUAACGUCGGCAGGUUCUUGACCGAGACGUCACCUUAUAUGUGGGCGCUACUGGGCACGUCAUUGACUGCUGGACUCAGUGUUGUUGGUGCUGCCUGGGGAAUUUACACCACGGGCUCCAGUCUUCUCGGUGCUGCUGUCAGAGCUCCUCGUAUUCGAACGAAGAAUCUUAUCAGCAUCAUUUUCUGCGAGGUCGUUGCUAUUUACGGUCUCAUCAUUGCAAUUGUCUUUUCCUCUAAAUUGAAUGAUGCCGCACUGGCUGCUGGUGAAACAUGGUCGAGAUCUGCUUACUAUUCAGGUUAUGCUUUGUUUUGGGCAGGUCUCACAGUUGGCUUUGCAAACCUCUUCUGCGGCAUCGCUGUUGGAAUCACAGGAUCGACUUGCGCCAUUGCAGACGCCUCCGAUCCCCAGCUGUUUGUCAAAGUCCUCGUGAUUGAGAUUUUCGGUUCCAUCAUCGGCCUUUUUGGUUUGAUCAUUGGACUGCUGAUGACCUCGAAAGUCCGCGAAUUUGAUGUCCAGCAAGGAUGAGUUGACAUCUCUGAUAAGAAAAGUUAGAUAGGCUGGGAAACGGGAUUUAGAGAUUCAGCUUCCUUGGCGGCGUUUCUUGUAAACAAAGAUCUCUGACCAAUACGAUUUUCAUAUUGUGAUAUACGGCCAACGGGGUGCUUUUUUGACCGGAUGCGAACCCCACUGUAGAUCUCAUGCAAUAGAACUUCUUAUGCGAACAGUGACGAAAGAUAAAUUGCC
Messenger RNA from Spizellomyces punctatus DAOM BR117, 1131 nucleotides. Its product is annotated as V-type ATPase, C subunit. Gene Ontology annotation, molecular function: proton-transporting ATPase activity, rotational mechanism. Gene Ontology annotation, biological process: proton transmembrane transport. The coding region runs from base 70 to 912 and encodes 280 amino acids. Gene Ontology annotation, cellular component: proton-transporting V-type ATPase, V0 domain. NCBI's taxonomy places the organism in Eukaryota, Fungi, Chytridiomycota, Chytridiomycetes, Spizellomycetales, Spizellomycetaceae. The record is from RefSeq and is a predicted model, not a curated record. The transcript has 4 exons.